This is a messenger RNA of Setaria italica (foxtail millet), 1008 nucleotides long. Its product is annotated as endoribonuclease Dicer homolog 4. The record is from RefSeq and is a predicted model, not a curated record. Gene Ontology annotation, cellular component: cytoplasm. Bases 180 to 725 code for a protein of 181 amino acids. The transcript is spliced from 5 exons. Lineage: Eukaryota; Viridiplantae; Streptophyta; Magnoliopsida; Poales; Poaceae. Gene Ontology annotation, molecular function: DNA binding; ATP binding; hydrolase activity.
UUCCAUCCGCCACCACGCUGCAGCCUCUCUUCUCCUCUCCCAUCCGCGCACGGCCGUUAGCCCGCUUACAUAAUACAUACACCGUGAGGAGCCGAGGAGGCUCAGCCUUUCUGGCUUCUGCUCCGUUCUGUUCCCUUCCCCACACACCCUCCCUCUUGCUCCAGCUCGAAGCUUCCGCCAUGGGCGAGGGAGAGGACGAGACCUCGAGCUCCGCCGCGGCGGCGAGCGCGGCCGCGGGCGGCCCCAAGGACCCGAGGAAGAUCGCGCGCAAGUAUCAGCUGGAUCUUUGCAAGAGGGCGGUUGAGGAGAACAUCAUAGUGUACCUUGGCACAGGAUGUGGGAAGACACACAUUGCUGUGUUACUCAUGAAUGAGCUUGGACACCUCAUCCGCAAACCCAGCCACGAGGUGUGCGUCUUCCUCGCACCGACCAUUCCCCUUGUGCGCCAGCAAGCAACAGUGAUUGCGGAUUCCACCAAUUUUAAAGUUCAAUGUUACCAUGGAAGCGGUAAAAACUUAAGAGACCACCAGGCAUGGGAGAAAGAGAUGGCCGAGUAUGAGCAUUGUUUCAUCAAGAUGGAUUCAAUCGUACUUGUGGUAUUUGAUGAAUGUCAUCAUGCACAAGCACAAAAAAGGCAUCUAUAUGCACAAAUUAUGAAGGCGAAGAUUCCAGAAGUUGAGGCCCCACGGAGCUCCUGGCAACCUGACUUCGGGGAGGUCCUGUGACCAAAGCCUGAGGUUAGCUGACUUCGACCAACAAAGGCGGAAAGCAUACGGAAGCAUACUUAGUCCCGACGAAGCUAACAAGUAGGGAAGGAAGGGGUCAGGACAGCCCUGGGACCACUUUACUGUGGGUCAAUUUUGUAAUAAGGAUCUUGGAAAGGGUUAGAAAUGUAAUCCCACUUUGAAAGCGACAUCUUGAGUAGGGGUCAAGUUAUUGUCUUGUACGGAAUAUGCCCGAGAUGUAGUUGUUGGGUAUGGGUAUAACGGGUAUGCGGAAAUGUAACUU